Messenger RNA from Paramormyrops kingsleyae, 2575 nucleotides. It is a transcript of the gene b3gat2, whose product is annotated as beta-1,3-glucuronyltransferase 2 (glucuronosyltransferase S). Gene Ontology annotation, cellular component: Golgi membrane. Gene Ontology annotation, biological process: chondroitin sulfate proteoglycan biosynthetic process; carbohydrate metabolic process. The record is from RefSeq and is a predicted model, not a curated record. Lineage: Eukaryota; Metazoa; Chordata; Actinopteri; Osteoglossiformes; Mormyridae. Gene Ontology annotation, molecular function: galactosylgalactosylxylosylprotein 3-beta-glucuronosyltransferase activity.
GUUGCAACUAAUUAAAGCAAGCAUAGGCUAUGUGAACAGUCGUGAUAAGGAAAACAUUUUUUGCAAGGUAUGCAAAACGCAUUUGCAUGUGCAUAAAACAGUAGCUUAAAUGGCCAAUAUGUAAAAGAUAAAGCGAUAAUUUAAACUGUCCUAUCAGAUGCGGUGCCAAAAAGGAGUACAAUCAAUGAAUACAGUGCGAUGCGCCUUCUCUCCCCCUAUUCUCGCCCGGCCCUCCCUUUCUCUACGGAGGAUACCACUGGUGGAUAAAACGAAGAGCCUUUCAGGUCUCGGCGGACACUGACGUUUUUCUGAGCAGCACAACAAAGGCGCUCUCUCUAACGCGGCUCUUCGCCAGCCCUCUCGGACACGCCGCCCGUCUCACAGCCAGCCGGCGCCGUAGAUUCCCUGUUAUCCAUAUAAAGUAACAGCAUGUAAUAAAUAUCUGGCGUGUGCCGCAUAUCGUUAUUUUUUCCGGGAUCGGUGCACGGCGCAAUUCAAACGGCACACGCCGAAGACGCGGAUCCUUGAAUUACCUGUUGUCUCCGAUCUCGGUGCGGUCCCCCGCAUCCGAGGUGCGAAGCAUCGCUCCGCUCCCCGUCAUGAAGAGACGCUCCGCCGAGGAGAGCGGGCCAGUCAGGGCAGCGGAAUCACGGCGCUUUGAAAUCCGCAUAACAGGCAAACUUUGGAUUUCCCCGGGGCGGCUCCGGUAGGUCGGUUUAUUUUAAAAAAAAAAAAAAAAAAUAGUACUAUAUAAGAUAUUUUAUUAAUCAGAUGUGAAAUAUUACGUCGCUGAAAAAAAUGCUAUAGAGAUGGUUUAAAGACAUAAGACACUUAUAGAUGUCCAAGCUAUGCCGAAGAAUCAGCGGACUGAAGAGACAAAAUAAAAACAUUAUCCUCUAUUCCUUCUCCGUUUAAUAUUUGCAUCAUGAAAUCACAAUUCUAUAGUCGUUUUUUUAUCAUUUUACCUUGGGCUCUGAUUGUUAUUAUUAUGAUCGAUAUGGAUACCAAGAGAACAUCCGCCCGAAGCAGCGGCCACUUUUACCUCUCCCGGUUGGGGAACGCACGCCGGCAAGACCGGACGACUCGGAUUGCGUACAACGGUACGACUCUGCCAGUCAUCUACGCGGUAACACCUACGUACAGCAGACCGCAGCAGAAAGCAGAGCUUACCCGUCUGGCGAACACCUUUCGCCAGGUGCCCAGUUUCCACUGGAUCGUGGUGGAGGACUCUAAUGUGCGCACGGAGCUGGUGUCGCGCUUCCUAGCCCGAUCCGGACUGUCCUACACCCACCUGCACGUCCUCACGCCUCGCAGGUAUAAGCGGACCGGGAUGCCCCGUGCUACCGAGCAGAGAAAUGCCGCCCUCGGGUGGCUGCGCCUGCACCGGUCGCCCCAAGACCCCGGCGUGGUGUUCUUUGCAGACGAUGACAAUACUUACAGCCUGGAGUUAUUCGAAGAGAUGCGACUGACCAGACGGGUGUCCGUGUGGCCAGUUGGGCUGGUGGGUGGCCGGCGGUAUGAGCGCCCCCUGGUGGAUAAGGGCAGGGUAGUGAGCUGGUACACGGGCUGGAGGGCUGAUCGGCCCUUCGCCAUCGACAUGGCAGGCUUUUGCGUGAACCUCCAGGUGGUGCUGGACAACCCUAGGGCGCUCUUCAAACGUAGAGGGUCACAGCCCGGCAUGCAGGAGUCGGACUUCCUCAAGCAGAUCACCAAGGUGGAGGAGCUGGAACCCAAGGCGGAGAACUGUACCCGGGUACUGGUGUGGCACACCCGCACAGAGAAAGUGAACCUGGGCAACGAACCCAAACACAGGCAGGACUCCAUCCAUAUUGAGGUGUAGCGGCGAACGGGGGCCCCGAGAGAAGGACCUCCAGGCCUGGCCUGGUGGGCUGAAGGUCGUGCUCCGGCACCUGCUCCUCCACCCAGUCCCGAUCUCCCAUUGCCGGAGCAGAAGCUGCACACUCUGGAGCAACAGCAGCACUGCAGACCUUCAACCCAUCAGUGACUUGGCCCAUCUCCCAAUCCCAUUUUGCUGAAGGGAGGUGCAGCUGGGGUGCCGAGACCCACUCCACGGAUCCAACAUUGCUCCCCAAUAAGGAUCGCGGGCGAAGACAGGAGCAGAAAUACACAGAAACCAAGAGCCGCCGCCGCCCCCCCCCAAAAAAAACAUUGCAAUAAAGGAGUCUUUAGACACAAUGAACACACUGCAUUUCAUGGCUAUUCACUGUUUAAUGCACGGAAAUAACAUUGUAUCUGACCUAGGCACCAGAGAAUGUAAACACAAUGUUGGGAACAAAUCAAGAGGACAAGGUGUGAGCUCAGCAAGGCCCCCUGGCUGCGUGGAGGGGGUCAGCAUUUGAGCAGCAGACACCAAGACUCUGUUGCAUGUCGAACCUCUACUCUCCCAGUCUCCCCCUCCCGAAAUUAUAACGCUGCCCCCUCCACUCCACCAGAUUUCAGAACCCAACCCCCACACACACACACACACGCACCCUCCCCCCCGGCUCGCUGACCGUUUCACUAGCUGGGCUUUCUCCUGUGACAGGAACAAUAAACUCUGAGAUUAAAAGAUGCA